Messenger RNA from Solanum dulcamara, 1513 nucleotides. Its product is annotated as heavy metal-associated isoprenylated plant protein 6-like. NCBI's taxonomy places the organism in Eukaryota, Viridiplantae, Streptophyta, Magnoliopsida, Solanales, Solanaceae. Gene Ontology annotation, molecular function: metal ion binding. The transcript is spliced from 5 exons. The record is from RefSeq and is a predicted model, not a curated record. The coding region runs from base 95 to 1162 and encodes 355 amino acids.
UUUCUAUAUAUUCUCUCAUUUGCCUCCAUUUUCUUCUCUUCAAACCAAAAAUUACAUUUCUAUAAUUUCUCUAUAAUCCAUUCUCAUUUUUCAAAUGGGUGAGAAAAAAGAAGAAACUAAAACAGAGGUAACAGAGAAGAAGAAUGACGCCGGCGGUGAUGCCGGCGGUGGAAAAAAGGAUGUCGGUCCUACCGCCAUAGUUUUAAAACUCGAUUUGCAUUGUGAAGGCUGUGCUAAAAAAGUCAAACGUUCCAUUCGCCAUUUAGAAGGUGUGGAGGAAGUGAAGACAGAUUGUGAGGGUGGAAAAUUGACGGUGAAAGGGAACGUGGACCCCAUAUGGCUCCGGGAGAAAGUAGUAAGCAAGACGAAGAAGACGGUGGUGCUCGUCUUUCCUCAGCCCAAAAAGGACGCCGGCGCCGGCGUCGGAGAUAAAAAGCCCGACGAGAAAAAGGCGGAAGAGAAAAAAACAGAAGAUAAGAAGCCUAAAGAGCCACAAGUAAGUACAGUUGUGUUGAAGAUUCGAUUGCACUGUGAUGGAUGUGCACACAAAAUAAAGAGAAUUAUAAAGAAGAUUGAUGGGGUAGAAGAAGUCAAAGUAGAUUCAGAAAAAGAUUUGGUCACGGUAAAGGGCACAAUGGACUUAAAGGAAUUAAUUCCUUAUUUGAAAGAUAAAUUGAAAAGAAAUGUGGAAAUUGUCCCACCUAAGAAAGAUGAUGGAGGUGGUGAAAAGAAAGAGAAAGAAGGCGGCGCCGGUGUCGGAGAAAAGAAAGAGAAAGAAGGUGGUGGUGGUGGUGGAGGCGGAGAGAAGAAAGAGAAAGAAGGGGGCGGUGAUAAAAAGUCAGAGAGUAGUGAGAAAAAAGAGGGUGAAUCAAAGGGCGAAGGAAGUAAAGGUGUAGAGACAAAAUCUGAAGCGAACAAAUUGGAAUAUUAUGGGUACAAUGCACAAACACAUUAUGCAAUGCCUAUGUACAAUCAAAGUUACAUGAAUCAAGAUUAUGACAUAACAAUGUACGAUCCCGGUUACAACGCUCAUACGGGCUACGCCAUGGAGUAUGGCUACCACCCGCCGUCAUAUGUACCACCUCCUCCACCAACGACAUACUUGAACAACGACGCACAAAUGUUUAGUGAUGAAAAUCCUAAUGGUUGUUCUGUUAUGUGAUUCACAAGACAUAUCAUUCAAUCAUGUUGUUGAGGGAGAGAGUUCAAAUGAAAUUGUAAAUACAUCAAAUCAAUAGUCUCAUCAAGGAAAUGUCUCAAUAUCUAAAGAUAACAUAAUGAAUUGUAAUUUACAAGUUGUAAUGAGAUAUUCCCCCUAUUUUGUAUUAAUUAUGAGGAAAAAAUAUUACAUAUUAUGAGACUUUUAGAAAAAAUAAUAAUAUGAAAUGUAUACGUAAUGGUAUAUGAGGAUAAAGUUUCGUUUUAGGAAAUGUCAUUAGGUUUAAUUAGGUGGUUUAUGUUUUGACUUGUAUGUUAUUAAUAUAUAGAUAAUAUAUAUUCAAUUUUGUGACCA